GGUACCUGUGUUGAUGUGGGCUCAGAGAUGCAAGCUUCACUGUUAAUUCUCCUCUGUGGCCUGGCUGCCACGGUUGGCCAGGAGCCCGACCAAGCCCACGGCUGUGCCCACGGCAGCUGUUACCCAGCAACUGGAGACUUACUGGUUGGAAGAGAGAAAAACCUGAAGGCCUCAUCCACAUGCGGCAUGAGACGAAAAGAGCCCUACUGCAUCGUCAGUCAUUUACAGGAUGAGAAGAAGUGUUUCGAGUGUGACUCCCGGCGUCCGUACGACCCCGUCUACAACACCAUCAACCACCGGAUAGAGAACGUCAUCACCACCUUCAAACCUCACCGCAAGAAGUCCUGGUGGCAGUCUGAGAAUGGAAAGUCUGAUGUUUUUAUUCAGCUGGAUCUGGAGGCAGAGUUUCAUUUCACUCAUUUGAUUAUGACAUUUAAGACUUUCCGUCCAGCAGCCUUGCUUAUAGAGCGGUCAGCUGAUUUUGGUCGUACCUGGCGGACCUAUCGCUACUUUGCCCAUGACUGUGCAGAUUCUUUCUCUGGAGUAUCGCAGGGUCCGCUGCGGAACAUUAAUGACGUCAUCUGUGAGUCCCGCUACUCUGACAUUGAGCCUUCAACAGAAGGAGAGGUCAUCUACAGAGUUUUGGAUCCAUCCAUCAGGAUUGAUGACCCCUACAGCCCCAGCAUCCAGAACCAGCUGAAGAUCACCAACUUGAGAGUCAACUUCACCAAACUUCACACGCUGGGAGACAACCUGCUGGACCCCAGAGCUGAAAUCAAAGAGAAGUAUUACUACGCCAUCUAUGAACUCAUUGUACGUGGAAACUGCUUUUGCUACGGCCACGCCUCAGAGUGUGCCCCCAUCGAGGGCAUCAAGGAUGACAUAGAGGGAAUGGUGCACGGCAGGUGUGUUUGUAACCAUCACACUAAAGGUUUAAACUGUGAGCAGUGUGAUGAUUUUUACAAUGACCAGCCCUGGAGGCCAGCCGAAGGGCGCAACUCAAACGCUUGCAAGAGGUGUAAUUGCAACGGCCACUCAAACCACUGCCACUUUGACAUGGCGGUCUAUUUGUCCACGGGAAACCUCAGCGGUGGCGUGUGCGAGGACUGUCAGCACAACACAAUGGGACGCAACUGUGAGACGUGUAAACCGUUUUACUACAAAGACCCCAGCAGAGAUAUAAAAGAUCCACGAGUUUGCAUAGCUUGUGACUGCGACCCGGAUGGUUCGCAGAAUGGAGGGAUGUGCGACAGUCACAGUGACCCGUCCCUCAGCAUGGUGGGAGGCCAGUGCCGCUGCAAGGCUAACGUUGAGGGCCCGCGCUGCGACAAGUGCAAGUCUGGCUUCUUUGGCCUGAGUGCGGAAAACCCUCAGGGCUGUCAGCCUUGUCAGUGUGACCACAGAGGAACCGUGUCAGGUAGUUCUAUGUGUGACCCGUUCAGUGGGGACUGCAACUGCAAGCGUCUCGUCACGGGACGCAGCUGUGACCAGUGUCUGCCAGAACACUGGGGGCUCAGCCACGACCUGAGCGGCUGCAGAGGCUGCGAGUGCGACGUCGGCGGAGCGCUCGACAACCAUUGCUCCAUGGAGAUCGGACAGUGCCGCUGUCGCAGUCACAUGACAGGACGCCAGUGCUCGCAGGUGGAGUCUGGAUAUUUCUUUAUGGCGUUGGAUCACUUCCUUUACGAGGCUGAGUUUGCUAAAAUGGAGCAGGGCUGCACCUUGGAGACCAGGGAACACCAGCCGGGUCGUCCUGCCUCAUGGACAGAUUUAGGGUUCGCACGAGUCCCUGAAGGUGGCACUCUGGAGUUCGUUAUUAAUAACAUACCUUACUCCACGGAAUAUGAUUUGCUCAUCCGCUACGAAUCUCAGAUGCCCCGAGACUGGGAGCAAGUGCGAAUCACAGUGAUCCGUCCAGGCCCGAUUCCUACCAGCAGCCCCUGUGGAAACACCAUCCCAGAUGAUGACGCGUUCAUCGUUUCUCUACCAGCUGGAGCCAGGUUCGUGGUGCCUCCUCAGCCUGCGUGUUUGGAAAGAGGAGUGACUUACACGCUUCGCUUGGAGUUCACACGCUAUCAAGAUGCCAACAGUAUCCUCAACGGAGGAGCCUUCGCCGUCAUCCUCGUCGACUCUAUCGCAUUGAUGCCGCGUCACUCCUCCAUGGAGAUGUUCAACGCAGGCGAUACCGCCUCAAACGUCAGGAAGCAGACAUAUGACCGGUACCGGUGCCACGAGGGGGCAAAGAGUGUGAUCCGCCCGCAAAUGAGCGACACCUGUGCCAAGCUGAUCAGCAGCAUGUCGGCUGUUAUAAACGACGGAGCUCUGUCUUGUAACUGCGACCCUCAGGGGUCCAUCAGCUCCAUCUGUGACGUCCGUGGAGGUCAGUGCCGCUGCAGGUCCAACGUGAUCGGUCGACGCUGUGACCAGUGUUCACCGGGAACUUAUGGCUUUGGACCCUCAGGCUGCAUAUCCUGUGACUGCAGCUUAGAAGGGUCUGUGACACGACUUUGUGACAAGUUUACCGGCCUGUGCCAGUGCCGCCCGGGCGCGUUUGGUCAGCGAUGCGACGGGUGUCAGACGAGUUACUGGGGCUUUCCCAGUUGCCGACCCUGCCAGUGUAACGGGCACGCAGAUCACUGCGACCAGAGAACUGGAGUCUGCAUCAACUGCAGGGACAACACCGGAGGAGACAAGUGUGACAGGUGUGCCAAUGGUUACUACGGUAACCCAGUUUUGGGCAUGACAUCAGGCAGUCAGUGUCGUCCAUGCCCCUGUCCAGAUGGACCCACCAGUGGACGUCACUUUGCCACAUCUUGCUACCAAGACAACCGCAACCGACAAAUUAUCUGCAACUGUAACCAAGGUUACACAGGUGCCCGGUGUGAGGAAUGCGCCCCGGGCUAUUUUGGAAAUCCCUCUCAGCCAGGGGGGCGCUGCCAGCCUUGUCAGUGCAACAACAACAUCGACAUGUCAGACAUGGACGCUUGUGACAGGCAGACUGGAGAGUGCAGGAAAUGUCUUUACAACACGGAGGGUCCCAACUGUGGCAUCUGCAAGAGUGGAUAUUUUGGGGAUGCUUCCCGACGCAACUGCAGGAGGUGCACAUGCAACUUUCUGGGUACUGAGCGCAGUCAGUGCAUAGAGCGUGAGGACUGCGUGUGCCAGCGAGCCACAGGCCAGUGCCAGUGUCUGCCAAAUGUUGUCGGUCUGAUGUGCGACCACUGCGCCCCCAACCACUGGAACCUGGCCAGCGGAGGGGGCUGUGAAGCAUGCGACUGUGAUCCCAGCAACUCUGUAACAUCCUCCUGUAACGAAUUUACUGGCCAGUGUCAAUGCCGUGAAGGUUUUGGAGGGAAGACCUGCACAGACUGUCAGGACAACUACUGGGGCAACCCCAGGACACAGUGCCGAGCUUGCGACUGCGACUGGCGGGGGAUCGAGACCUCUCAGUGCAACCGGGUGACUGGUCACUGCGUCUGCCAGCAGGGGGUGUCAGGCGUCCGCUGUGACCAGUGUGCCAGAGGCUUUGCGGGCGUGUUCCCCAACUGUCAGCCCUGUCAUCAGUGCUUUGGGGACUGGGAUCGAAUUGUGCAGGACUUGGCAGUGCGCACCAAGGCGCUUGCAGAGCGUGCCCAUGAGAUUCAGACCACUGGGCUAACGGGGCCUUACGAGAAAAUCUUCAAAGACUUGGAGGAGAAACUGGCACAAGCGCAGAGCAUCGUGAAUGCACGCAACGCCACUGCUGCAGCCAUUGGCACCUUAAUGGAGCUUAUUGAAGAUCUUAGGGCACAGAUUGGUGAGACGACUGAGACCUUAAACCGUGUGGAAGGAGACUUGACGAUUGUCCAGGACAGGAACUCCAUGGCAAGCAAAGAGCUGAGUGCUCUGGAGAGGGAAGCUAAAGAACUGAACUUCACCUCAGAGCAGCUACACCAUCAACUUAAUGUGCUCAAAAACUCCAAUUUCUUAGGUGCGUAUGACAGCAUCCGAAGCUCCUACAACCAGUCUCGUGAUGCGGGGCGACGGGCUAAUGAGUCCACGACCACCAGGCCCAGCACAGUCAGCCAGUCUGCAGACACCCGCCAUCGAACUGAGCGCCUCAUCACUGCAAAGAAAGAUGACUUUAAUCGUAAAAAUGCAGCAAACAAGCGUGCACUGGGAGACCUGAGCAUGAAGGCACGAGGACUGGAUAUGAAGAAGCUCAAUGAGAAGGUCUGCGGCGCUCCGGGUGACGCUCCCUGUGGGGAGAGCCCAUGUGGAGGAGCAGGUUGCCGUGACGAUGAGGGGAACCGUCACUGUGGAGGCCUGAACUGUAACGGCGCCGUAUCAGCAGCUGACAACGCUCUGGAAAGAGCCAAACAUGCAGAGAAAGAGCUGAACAAGGCAGUGGGAGAGAUGCAGGGACUCUUUCAUAAGGUGGCAGAAGCUAAGGCUCAGGCAGAGGAAGCUAAGGGUAAAGCUCAGGCUGCUCUGGAUAAAGCCACAGCCACGAAGAACAAAGUGGAACACUCCAACAAUAACCUCAGAGACCUCAUCAAACAGAUUAGGGAGUUCCUCACUCAGGAAGGAGCGGACCCCGACAGUAUCGAGGCGGUGGCAAACCAAGUGCUGCAGCUCUCCAUCCCUGCUUCACCCCUCCAAAUCAAACAUCUCGCUGACGAAAUCAAAGAUCGGGUCCACAGCCUUUCCAAUGUAGAUGCCAUCCUGCAGAAGACUCAGGAGGACGUCCGCCAGGCUGAGAAACUUCUGCUGGACGCCAAGAGGGCGAGGCAUCGUGCUGAGGGGGUGAAGACGACAGCAGAGACGGUGAAGCACGCACUGGAAGACGCCAGGACUGCCCAGACUUCGGCAGAGAAGGCUAUAGCAAAAGCCAAAUCUGACAUUGGGGAAACUGAGAAUAGACUGACACAGAUUGAGUCAGAAACAUCCAGUGGCGAGAAGGACCUGCAGGACGCCAUGGUCCGCCUGGGCACUUUAAAACAGGAAAUCAACGCCUUGAAGACCAAACACGCCAACAACAGCUUGGCUACGGCUCGAGCCGAAGAGACGGCCACCAUGGCGCGAGACAAGGCCAAUGAAGCCAAACAGAUUCUAGACGGACAGCUGAGAGAUAAAUACAACGAGGUGCAGCAGCGAGUUGACGGCAAAGCCAAGACUGUGGAGGAUGCCAAGAAAAAGGCAGAGAGGCUAAGAGAAGAAGCGAAGGAGCUGCUCACAGAUGCCCAAAACAAGCUAAAGAGACUAGCAGAGCUGGAGAAAAAUUACGAGGAGAACCAGAGGAGGCUGGAGGGGAAAGCCCGACAACUGGACGGCUUGGAGGACAAGAUGAGGGACAUCCUCAAAGACAUCAACAAACAGAUCCAAAUCUACAACACAUGCCAAUAACUCAACAAGUCUGGAAGACAAACGGUCUUUUCUGAGUUUUUCUGACUUUUCCUUAAAAAUAAACAGAAAUGAGAACGUGAGUCAUGGUGUAAACCA
Molecule: messenger RNA, 5481 nt
Organism: Nematolebias whitei (Rio pearlfish)
Lineage: Eukaryota; Metazoa; Chordata; Actinopteri; Cyprinodontiformes; Rivulidae
Gene: lamb2
Product: laminin, beta 2 (laminin S)
Exons: 34
Coding region: 28-5385 (1785 amino acids)
Biological process (GO): basement membrane assembly; substrate adhesion-dependent cell spreading; cell migration
Cellular component (GO): laminin trimer
Molecular function (GO): extracellular matrix structural constituent
Source: RefSeq, a predicted model, not a curated record